Messenger RNA from Siniperca chuatsi (mandarin fish), 9757 nucleotides. RefSeq names its product COMM domain containing 2 (gene commd2). The transcript has 6 exons. The record is from RefSeq and is a predicted model, not a curated record. Lineage: Eukaryota; Metazoa; Chordata; Actinopteri; Centrarchiformes; Sinipercidae. The coding region runs from base 117 to 728 and encodes 203 amino acids.
AAACACCAAAGAAGAAGGGAAAGCUACGCUCCAAAUCGUUUUCCGGGUUGAUGGAUAUGUUUGUUCCUGACUGUUAAAUUGUUGAUGGGCUGUUGAACAGGACGCUAUUGUUCAGGAUGCUGCUGGUUUUGUCUGAAGACCAUAAAGAACACCUUGCUUUCUUGCUAAAGGUUGACACCGCAGUGAUUAGAGAGUUUGGUCGCAUAGCACUGGAGUUCCUAAGGAGAGGAACCAGCCCCAAGAUCUACGAGGGAGCAGCCAGGAAGCUCUGUGUUCCUGUGGAAAUGGUGCAGCAUGGAGUGGAAGGCCUGAUGUUCUUGAUGACAGAGAGCUCCAAACACAUGCUCUCUGAAGUGGAUUUCCUGGACUCAGUGUUGGUUUUGGGGUUUGGUGAAGAGCUCAACCAGAUCCUCUUACAGCUCUACCUGGAGCAUCACAGUCAAAUCCGUAGCAUCUUGAAUCAGUUGCCCUCCAACCUGCCUGCCUACCACAACCUGGAAUGGAGACUGGAUGUACAGUUGGCGAGUCGUUCAGUCCGUCAGCAGGUCAUUCCCAUGCUGACGAUGCAUCUGCUCCUGACGAGAGGUUGUGACAUCCGCAGUGACCACAGCAGCAGGGUUCUCCAGACAGACCCUAGCACCCUCCUGCACCUUAUCUCCACACUAGAGGCUGCUCUGGCUGCCAUCAAAACCAGUCAUGCUCGCCGCAUAUUACGCAACAUCAAAUAACCCCUCAGGUCAUUUUCUGUCUAAUGUGUGCCUCCUGCCACCUGCAAAACAUCACAUUACUGCCUUUAUACCUGGAAAACAUUAAGCAGUGUUUCUGUAUUCUUCAGUGCAUUGUUAAAUGUUUCUUGACAUACAUGAUAAUAUGAUGCUGAUGAGUGUUUAAGCCCAGCAGAAGAUGGACAGUCAUUGCUGUUUUCAGUGAAAGCUGUGUGAUGUUUAUUCAAUUCAUGUUUGUAUGCUGCAUAACAAUGCUUUUUAACAGUUUAUUCAGUAUCUUGGUUGACCCUGAACCCUAUUUUGUAAAGGCACAUUAGGCUUAGUGACAACUUUGCACAGUCAAAGUAGGAUUGCGUGAACUGUGUUUACAAACGUUUCCAUGCAUAGAAUAUGAUUUAUCAGUAUCAUCUUGUAUGUUAAGAGUAUACAUAAAUUUAGAAGCACUCCUGACCAUGCAUAAGCAGAUACCCCUUGUGAAGAAGAUAAUUUCAAUGAUACAUACAAAAUGCAAACUGUCAACUUCAUUUGCAUCAUUGUUGAAAUUAGUCAACAAAGGUGCUACCAAAUAAAGUUCACAGAUGAGAGAUGGUUAAGGUUAAUUUAAUAGAAGUAAAAUCAUACACCUAGAUUUUGUUUACCAAGGCCAAUCUCACUUGAUCUGUGCCAGCAGCUCGAGCCAGCAAGUUGAAACAUAACUUAAAAUAUGAGACUUUCUUGGUUGCCUAUAACAACCUGUGGACUGAAUUGUAUGUACAGGACUCGGGUCGAUUUUUCCGGGAAAAUUCAAAGGGCGUUUAUGCACGCUCCUGAAUGCCUUCUCUCUCAGCUUCCACACAGUGUCAAAAGUGUGUUACCUGGACACUAGCUAACGUCAACAAAUGACCGGCACCCACUACAACACAGAGUCCAACACAAAGUCCAAAGUCAAAGCUAACAUUACUGCAAAGCAUUUGAAUUAUAUUGUGAAAUUGUGGUUUUAGCUGGCAAAUAUUAGUUUGCUUGCUAAUGCUGACAAACUGGUAGCUAGCUAAUGCGAAAUACUUCCUUGGGUGGAUAACCUCAGUUUAUUCAUCCAGACUCCAGUGGCUGAUCUGGCUGGUAAAUUGGAUGGCUUGCCGUUUACAGGUUACUUUGACGGCUGGCGUUGUGGGGCGCCCACAACUAGGUUGUAGCUGGCUGCUAACAUUAGCUUGCUUGCUCGAUAACGUUAUUGCUUACAAAAUACUAUCUGAGUGGAAAUGUUAUUUGACUAGCUUGCCAAAUUACUUAACCAGCUAAUGUGAUCCAUGAUACUAAAAUGAUACCAACUUCUGUAUUAAGACAAACUGUGUUGAUUUUAGCCAACAAUAAUUGAUGUAAUUGUACAAAGCAUAACCUUUGCUUAUACACCUUUGUUUUUGUACUAGCCAAGAGCGAUGGAAGGCAGGGGCGGCAUGGCGACUUUGACUUUUCAGACCCUCUUGGCAACUUUAUUUCUAAAAGGCGACUAGGGACUUAGCUACUUAUUCAGUCUAUCAGUGAAAAGGUGAGAAAUAUUACAUUAUAAUUCAUUCCCAUGCAUGCUGUGUGGCUCUUCUGCCAACAGCGCGGCUCUUCUUGCACUGUGUGCAUGCAGUCAGAGGGGCAGGCAGCUUCUCUUUCACUCUCUAAAUUUCUGGAUUAGGAUGUUUUAGCUUGUAAAUUUGUAAAUAGUUCGUUUGAGCUUUUCUCUCACUCUUCCUCUCAAAGGUUUAGGCAAAAGAUUGCACGAUGACGUCAUCAAUAUGCAAAUUAGCAUAUGAUGUCAUCUGGCGACUUUUGGAGCUAGCGCUAGCUACUUUCAUUGGAAAAGAGUUGGCAACACUGGUUGGCCGGUUGGAUGUGGCUUGGCUGCAGGGUGUGUGCGUGGCGUUGGUUGCUUCGUGGUGUUGGCUGAAGGGGUGAUUUGCAAACGCCAAGCUAGUUAGUAUCAUGGAGCCAAUGGUCCAAAUAAAAUAUAGGAACAUUACAGAUAGUAACAUUAUUCUAAAUAUGAUUAUAAUUGAUUUUCCAGCAUUCAGUGUUAAUUUCAGUGUCACUUUUGACCGAUGCCUAUGAUGAUGCUCACUUGCGCCUACGGAGCGCGAGCAACAGGAUGCUGACUGCGGUUCAGUUAAUGGCCAAAUGUGUCAUUAUUAGGAAUGGCAUACCAUUAAAAGACAUGCCAUAUACCCUGACGACGACAUGCCAUGUAUUUGAUCCAGCACUCAAUGUUGCAGCAGUACAAUUUAGGCAUGGGAUAAUCCAACGUGUUCAGGUGCGUUUUAUUUUAACACAAUACUUAUUUUUUAAACUCAAAUACAGUAAUGCACUCCAACUUCUGUGGGGUCUAUUUAUUUAUUUUUUUAAAGGGAAAACCAUUUGUUGCAGUGUGGAAUUAAGUUGUUUUAAAUUUACAUUGAUUUCUUUCAGUUCUUCUCUGAUGCCGGCAGAGAAUAAUUUAAGAUUAAGAUUGAUUAAUAUACAACUGUUAAAAGAGAUGACAUUAAAAUAGAAAUAGUUAGCACUUUCUGAUGGCCCACCCUCCUCUGUGUUUGUGGAGUUUCACCAUGGCACUCAGUAUGACCAUCAGGGAUGAUUUCUUUCAAGGAUGCCUCACCAAUUAUUGAAGAGUUUUUCUCUAUACAGCCGAUAUUGGCGAAGUGGAUUGUCCUGUGUACACCAGUUAUUUUGUAAUUUAAUUUAAAGUCAAAACACUUCUUUUUGACUUCUGAAUUUCCUCAUUUCAGGCGACACAGUGUUGACUUGUUUUGUUACCUGCGCCCAAGCCAUGUGCUUUUUCCUUUUUGAUAGUCCUCCAGUGAAGGUGCCAAAUAAAACAGAUUUAUUAUGUGCUGCUUAGUUAAUUAAGACCACUACCUCCCCAGUAAAGUUUCUUUUGGUCUUGCACGAACACAGUCAUAAAGAGUGUGUGGGAUUUAUCAUUGCUGAUGACACACAGCUGUGCGUAUGCUGUGUCAUCGGCCCUGUGUACAUAAAUACCUAUUUUCUUGAGCAUAUUGGUGGUUCUUAUGCACAGAUGUAGAACUCUUAUACACAGUUUGAUAAAUGAAGCCCCAGGUGUACACAGAUUGUACCUUGCCUGUGUUUUUAUUUAAUCUAAUGAGAUUAGCCUACUCAUUGGCCGACUACUGUGGUCUUCGCUAUGCUUUUUUAAAAUAUUUUAAAUCAGUAUCCACAAUGACAAGCAGUCUUAACAUACUGUGCUGAAACAUAAAAACGUGUUAUUCAUAAGGCAGAUAAAUCACUAUAAGCAAUUUAUUUCUCACUAAGAGCUAUUAAACACUGGUGGGCCAAACCAACAAUGUGUUAGUCCAUCUAAUUAAAACUUUCAGACUUCCCUACUCUGUCUGUGGUACGCUAUUCUAAACCCAUUGGUUCCCCUGGAUACACAAACAAUACUGAUAUAGAAUUUAAUUUUAAAAUUGUAGAAAACAAAGAGGCAACAAUAAGGUACACAAAAUACUUAGUCAUCAAGGAACAAAUGAGGAACAAAUCAGAAAUGACCUGAUAAUUGAUGAAUCCCUAAUGAGUAAUUCCAGAACACUAGGGUUUAGUACUUUGUAGUGAGUUUAACGUACAAUUCUUGUAAUUUCUAUCACUUUAAUAUUAUAAAAUAUUUUCUCUGUCAUCAGUAGUGUAUUUAAAUCUUCAUGAUUUUAUCCACGUAUAGCUUUGUGUUAAUUUAUCAGUAUAACAUAAUAAUAAUGAUGUAUCAGUAUAAUAUUGUAGGGUCUGUGUGUCUGUGUGUCUGUGCAUUCUUAACAAAGGUUUUCCAGAUUUCCCCCCCCGAAACAUUAAAAGAAAUCUGAGCACUAGUUCACUUACUUUAUCAUGCAAGCCCUAUACCAUAUCACUAUAAAUUCCUUUACAUGCCAGGUUUAAACCAUUUCUGGUAGCUUUAGUGAUUUUACAGUGAGCUCAACUAACUUUAGAUUAUUGUAUUAUAUUUGUUUCUAACAGAUACAAUAUUAAAUAUUCUUCAAUUAACUUAUAUUUCUCUUUUAUCAGUGCCAUAUUUUGUGACUUCAACUUUAGUUUUAAAUGAUCUAGUGACAUAUGUCCAGGGCCCUGUUUCAAAAAGCUUGUUUACUGAAAACUCUGAGUUUGUUAAGCCUGCGAUGAGGGAAACGCUGGGUUUUCCAUUCCAGGAAGUACCAUAAACUCUAGAUCAGUGACAGACUGUCCUUACCAGAAAAACUUCCAUAUAGGUAGACUGUGCCCAACCCAACAUGGCAGUUGCAGAUGGCCGCCCACCCUGAGUCUGGUUCUGCUCCAGGUUUCCUUGCCACUGUCACCAAAGUGCUUGCUCUUGGUGGGAAUUGUUGGGUCUCUGUAAAUAAUAUUAUAAAGAUUACGGUCUAACUUGCUCUAUAGGAAAAGUGGAACGAGAUAACUUCUGUUAUGAAUUGGCGCUAUAUAAAUAAAAUUUUAUUGAAAAUUUAACUGUGCAAGCAGCUUAUUAUGGCCCAUGUUUACUGUAGGAUGCCCAUUGUUUGUUAUUAUUGUUUAUUGUAGGAUGCAACCUCUAGUGGUCGUGGUAAUUAUGACGGGAGCAAACCAGGAAGUCAGGUUGCCUAAACCUUUUUUUUUUUUUUAAGGAUCUUUAUUAUAUAAUCAAAAGUCUGGCCAUUACAAUAACUAGUUGAUAACAGAGUACAAACUGUACAAAUCACAGACUGAGCACGAAGCAACUAAAAUUAAGAAAAUAAAAAUAAAUAAAAUGGGUCAGAGGUCUAAUCAGAAAUCAAUAUAUGUAUGUUUUUGUAAAUAUCCAAGGCUUUGUUUUUUAUACAUUUCAGUGCUUUCUUACAUUUUUUUAACUCAUUCAUGACAGUGGUCUGGCAUUAAUAAAUCUACAUCUCUGGAUAAAUUGUUUAGUCAUAAUAAAUCAGACUAUUGUACAUAAUUUACCUUGUUUUAUCCUCCAUUAUAACUCCAAAUAUAAUAUUAUAUUCUAAUUUGGGCAACUGAAAGUCCUUUUCAGAUAUCCAAUUUUCAACCGAUUCCCAAAAGGAUCUUGUAUAAAUACAGGCAAAGAACAAAUGUUCUAAAGUUUCAAUAUCAAAACAUACAAUUGUUGAAUCUUUGUCUCAGAAACUCGAUACAAGGAUAAAUAUCAUUUAUCAUUUCAGUUUCUUUAGCUUUUGGUGAAAUAGGGAGAGUGAGGGAUCUGGUUCUAAUUCUGAUUAUCUCUUGAGGAUAAUCUUUUAAUAGAUUUUUCCUUUUUAAUGGUAAAGGGAAGAGGUAAGAGCACCUCUUACCAUAUUGUUUGUGCACUUUGUACCCUUAAAAUCGAGUUUGUCUAUAUAAAGUGAAGGCAUCUGUGGUAUUAACACAUCAUAAGGCAACAUGCCUUUCAUCAUAUUCACUAUUCACUUCACCAGCCUCUGAAGCUAAUGACCAGGCGAGCCAAUCGCCGAUCCAAUGGGUUACUAGCCUUGGCGUGCUAGUCACCAGCCUCGGAAGCUAAUGACCAACCAAGCCAGCAGCCGAUCCAGUAGGUUAGAUGCAUGAGUUACCAACUUGGUCGAAUGAAUAGUCGGCUUCUCGUUACCCACCGCCGGCCUCUCCCCCGACUUCUCAGUAGUCUUAAUUUUGUCCCUUACCCUGCGCCAUACAAUGGUCUGUUAAGGGAGCAGCAAAUAUUGAGAUAUUUGUCUCAAAAUUGGUCAUUUCAGGAGUUACCAGCCAAAGAUCUAUUCUGGAUCUUGAGCCCCCAUUUGUUAUACUUUGAGGUUUUGUCAUUUCCUGUAUUAUUUUGUAGUUUGUUCCUCUCCUUGUGUGUCUUGUGGUUUUACUUCCUGUCUUUGCUUUCCCUCCAGUUUUGAUUGUUGGCCCUUCCUUGCUUGUUUGCACCUGUGUGUGUGUGUGUGUGUGUGUGUGUGUGUCCGUCCGUCCGUCCGUCCAUUUGGGGAACCUUUUGUUGUACCUGGUUUCCGUGGGCAUUCUUACUGUGAGUUCUGUUUUGGAUUCUUUGUCUCCUUUGGACCGAUUCUGGAUUUUGAACUUUGCCUGCUCCCAUUGGACUUGGUUAGCCUCAUUUGGACUCACUUCCCUGUUUCCACCCCUGCCAGCCGGUAACCCAUUUCCCUGGACCUAUAUCUGCCUAUUUUCCUGUUACCUGUCUGUCUGCCUGUAGCUGCCUGUAAACCACAUCACUCCCAAUAAACACUGUAGCCAUCCGGCUACUUCACCCUCAUACCGCUUCCUGGUCAUCUGCAUUUGGGUCCACAUACUACACAUCAUGACACCAUUGGGUUUUAUCCAAGAAAAUGGUCUUCUAUGUGUUUUUUUUUUUCUCUCCAAAUAUCAAAAGAGUUGACAUUUUUGAAUUCCUUCAAUACUAUGUUGUAGUGGUAAUCAUUAUAAAUAGGUGGACAUCUAUCUAACCACUCUUCUGGUGCCAUAUUACAAUCGCCACACAUUAAACCCUUUACCAGUUUGCUUAUAUUCAGCAAUCAUUUCUGUAAGAAUUCCUAAUAAUGUUUUGAGCAAUAUUAUUAUAUCCAUACACACAUAUAUAUAUAUAUAUAUAUAUAUAUAUAUGAACCAAAAUUGUAAAUGACCCCUCUAAGGUGAUUACCACAAUAAUCCAAUGACCAUCAGUUUUGAAUGUUACUACCUCCCCAGGGAAUCUAUGAAAACAUAUGGCUACACCCCCAGAUCUAUUACUGCUGUAAGAAAAAAGAAUCUUGUCUCCCCACUGGUUCUUCCAAAAUGUAGUGUCCUCUUCACAUGAAUGAGUCUCUUGCAGAAAUAUGUAGUGUGCUUUUAGUUCUUUACAGAACAAAAAAGUAGCCUUGCGCUUUGCAUUAUCCUUAAGACCUCUUGCAUUUAAUAAAUCCAAAAGGUCCGCGAAAGUAUGCCUUCUUCCCGGCCUUUCUCACUUCUUGUAUCUGAGGCCAUAGAGCUUCUCUAGCCUGUUUAUCUGGCGUGGUUAAAUCUUCAGUAAAAAAUAUUAUUACUGGGUCGGACUAUGACUUUACAAUCAUAGGUCCAUAAGUAAACUAUGUCUUAUCUGUUUGAUCCAUAUUUUCAUCUUCAGUUGCUGCCACCUGCAUUUUGAAUGGGUUACAGCUUAAUAAAUAUAUUUAAAAAUCAAAUGCAACAUAUAGUAGGAUUCCAGCACUCUAUCCAAUACGGAAAUUCAAGUCUGGUAAAUGAUGAAUGAGUGCACUACGCUGAAUAAAAUGUAAUAGUGUUAACUUACUGACUCCUUCUCCACUCCAGUUUUUUAAGAUAAAUGUCAUGGUCCACGUUGGCAUGCAUUCAUAUUUUUAGCUCCAAUGGAUUAAAAUGGAGGCUCUGCUCUUUAUUUACCCGUUGCCACAGUGAAUCAUAGUAUCGGAGCUCCACUGAUGACUUUUUUCAUUCCCCACUUAACUCAAGAGUUGUUUGAACUAAUUCUGAUCAGCUGUUCUGGAACCGAAAAUUCUGACCCUGCGUUCCAAAUCGCAUACCUUUUAUUUUUACUUUUAGUACGUACACAGCUGCCCUUACAAAGUACGUACUGUUGCAUGCAGUAUGCAUACAAUUUGGACAUACUUUUUCGUCAUAUCAUUGUGCCUUGAACUUUGACCGUCGCAGGCUACAUUGCUUAAUGUUACCUUGGAGAUACAAUAAAACGCCAUUUGCUGAGCUUGCCAGAGACAGAGGUCAACCGGAGAGCUUUGCUGUUGUUACUUUGUAAUGUAUGUAGUUUUAACUAAGUUACUUUGUAGAUUCUAACAUCCAGUAGGCUAUUCACAACAUUAACAUUACAUAUUAAUUUCUCUGUCAUUGGUAUUUUCAUAGUUAUGUCCUGUUGUCCUGUUGUUGUUAUAGACCAAGUUAUCUUUAUGGGGAUUUUUUUCACUUAAACAAUUCCUAUUGCUAUUAUUAUUAUUAUCUAUUUGACUGGUCCCCAGUAGGCAUGUUACCCCCUCUCACACAUAGCUCUAUGUUGCUGGCAGAUGUUUUUUUGUUGUUUGAAUAUAUUUUCAUGCAGAAAUGCAGCUGCUGGCACUAUGUUCUGUCUGCACAUGAAGCAGCCUUACAUUUAACUCAAUUUUAUUUGUAGUGUAACAUGCUUGCUGAUUCUGUUGAAUCAGAAAUCAGAAAUACUUUAUUGAUCCCCGAGGGGAAACUGUUUGUUGUGUAACACGUAUAAAUUUUUGCAAAACUUUAUAUGUGACAGUGUAUAAUCAGAUCAUUGCAGUCCUAAUAUGUAGUGUCUUUGUAUCUCAAACUGUAAAUAAACCAUGUAUGAAAUGAAGUGUAGCUGCUCUAGCACCACUCUAACAGUGCUGACAGGAUUGAGAAUAGUUAUAUAUAGUUAUAUGAAAUAUAAAACAGUUGUACCAAUAUAAAACAGACAACAGGCAGAAAUGGAUUUUACAGGAAUUCAAAUGAGGCUUUUGUAUACAUUGGAUCCCUUUAUUUAUCAAUGCGCUGUCAUCUGUCAGUCAUCUGUCAUCUGUCAAUCAGCUGUUAUCUGUCUAUGAGCUGUCAUCUGCCUGUGCUCUCUCAGCAGCUCAGUCGAUGUGACAUAUCUUCUGCUGCUCAGAGGAUUGUGGGUCAGAAUAGCCAGAAAUGCAUGCUGGCUUACACACUGCAAAAUGUGACCGGAUGCAGUAGGACAUCCUGGUAUUUUUGGCAUGUUGCAUAUGACAUAAUAUGUAUUGGGACAUAACAAAUAUUUUUCUGGCAUACUAAAUAGUAUGGUAGUAUGGAUAUUGGAACACACAGUGAGUUUCCCAUCUCAGACUUAAUCAACUCAAGAGUUCAGGGUUAGACUCAGAGUUUAUUAAACCUGCUUUUUGAAACAGGCCCCUGUUGUAAUUACUUGUAUGAUGUCAGGAUAAUAUUAUGCUCUGUUUCUUGUGUACCUUCGUUUAUGGAUGUUUGUUUUUUGCCAGCUCCCUGUUGGGCUUGUUUGCCUUUUUUGACUCCUUACCUGGUUGUCACCACUGUCUGCCUGUAACCUGAGUAAUCCUUGUUCUUUUCAUUAAAAAAAAACAGUUUGAACUGAA